This is a messenger RNA of Bombus terrestris (buff-tailed bumblebee), 9922 nucleotides long. RefSeq names its product DNA-binding protein D-ETS-4 (gene Ets98B). The coding region runs from base 889 to 2697 and encodes 602 amino acids. Gene Ontology annotation, molecular function: DNA-binding transcription factor activity, RNA polymerase II-specific; sequence-specific DNA binding. The record is from RefSeq and is a predicted model, not a curated record. Gene Ontology annotation, cellular component: nucleus. Gene Ontology annotation, biological process: cell differentiation; regulation of transcription by RNA polymerase II. The transcript is spliced from 6 exons. NCBI's taxonomy places the organism in Eukaryota, Metazoa, Arthropoda, Insecta, Hymenoptera, Apidae.
AACGAACUCGUCCCGCGCCGUUCGUUCAGACCAGUCAUACCAAAGGUGACUCGAGAUAUGCCACGCGUAUAAAUCGUUAUAAUCAACUGAAGAAGUACCUUCACCUACCUCGAAUUCGUGUAAUUGUCGUAUAACAUAAGUGUAAUUUGAAGAAAUUUGAAAAUCAAGUGAUAUGUGAGUUGACAGAACCUCAAAAACACGUGAAUAUGUCAAGUGAAUGUACCGUACUCGCUACUUUCUCGAGGUUAUCACGUUGAAAUUGGCGGUUGGACGUCUUGAAGGAAUGGGAUAUGAAAAAGGAAGAGGAAACUUCUAAAGAUAAUCGUUUAAGUGACCCAGAGGAAUAGAUCGGCUCCGCAGAGGGUGCCAGUACGUAAGGAUUGUCGGAAGUUUUGCGAAGAAGGCGCGCGAGAGAGGCGCGCGCACGAUAGUAGGUCGAGUCGUGUUCGAUGAAACUCGGCUAGGCUCGGCUAAGUUCGAUACGCUCGAAUUCGAAGUUCGUUCGCGGCGACCGCGCGUUCGCUGUUCGGUCAGUCAGUCAGUCGCACGCGGCAAACGAAGUCCUCAAGAAGUCGAGGAGGUUAGUAAACGCGCGAGGAAACAUAGCGAACGAGACAUAACAGAGAAAGAGACAGAGACUGAACAAGGUGAAGAGAAGAAACAAUAAGUGACUCGAAGAAAACAAAAGAUUGGGUGAGAAGACGAUACAGCGAAUCUUACAUAGCGCGUUACAUUCACGUGAAGACUGGAGCCACUCUAGCGAGUGAGUCGAUCUCUCUGUUCGAUUCGAGAGAUCGACUGCUACCCUUCGUGGCAGCGUCAAUUGGCAGACGGAAAAAGAUCGUCAAAAGUGUAAUAGCACAAAGAGAAUCACCGACGAAUACGACGAUGGUAUACAGUGGUGGCUUCGACAUGGUGGAGACGAUGCCACAGACAGUACCUACUGCAGCCGGCUAUUCGCCGUCAUUCGAUUACAGCACAUUCCAGUUCGAUUUGUCCCUUCUGUCAGACGAUUAUGCCGCUACGAACACACAGAGCACACUGAAGGCAACGCAAAUCAAGCAGGAAGCACAAUCGCCUCGCCCCGGUUCGCCGACCGCUUACUCGAGUUCACCUUACCCCGGUGCCGGUGGUGAACUAUCCCCUAACUACUCUCACGAAGGUUCACCAGGAUACCCGACGAGUCCAUACUACGUGCCUAGGAGUCCUCAGAGUGCUCAAUUCUAUCCGACCAGUCCAGAACCUUCCGCGAAGCAACCGGUUAAGAGAGAAAAGAGCCUCGAUCUUCUCGCUAUUUUGCAGGAGUCCAGACUCCUAGCCGAGAGUCUAGGCUACAGGGAGGAUUCUACUGACUGUACAGUGCCGUGCACACCACCCAGGACAGAGGAGGAUAUUUACAACAGCCUUGACGCGGACUUCUUCGCGAAGAAAGAGGAUACCGCAGUGCAAGGACACCCAUUGCUGAAGGAAAUCCUGUUCAAGGAGGAGCCUCGAUCCAGCUGUAGCAGCAGCAAUAGCAGUACCAGUGGCAACACUAGCAAUUCCUCCUCCCCGUUGUCGUCCUCCUCAUCGAGCACUUCUUCCUCACCAGAUCCUGUGGAACUCGAGAACAGUUCUCCUUUGAGAAACUUGCUGUUUAAAGGUACCAGAAAGGAUUUCGCGGAUGCCACGAGAACAAAUGUUCUGAAACUUGAGAGAAUACAGGACGAGGUCCGAAAUCCUCUGCAAAAGGAGGAGGAGCUGUUCAAGGACGGACAAAAGAGCGAUCAUCAGUUGCUCAGAGAGGUUUUGAGGGAUACCAGCUUUCAAAGAAAGUACAAUUUGAGACCCGUGGAUCUGGGUAGCGUCGGAACAGGGUUCGUGGAAGACAUGGAAGCCGGCGAAUGUGUCGGUGAUCUGACCAGAGAACAGAUCGAACCUGUCCUCAGUCUAGCCAUCCAGCAGCUCCAGAAGGAUUUCGACAAUACCUGCGUGGCUCUUGGUAUUCAUCCCGAACCACGACGCUGGAGUGCUGCGGACGUAGCAGCCUGGAUCCAGUGGGCCAGAAGGCAGCUGCAAUUGCCCUCGGUGCCACUGGAGAGCUUCAACGUGGACGGUGCUACGUUAGCUUCCCUGACGGAAGAGGAAUUCUGUCAGCGUGCCCCUCAGUGUGGAAGCAUUCUUCAUGCGCAACUUGAAAUUUGGAAAGCAACAGUCGAAGAAUCUCCACGUAACACACUGGCAGCUUCCUGGGUUCCCCCUGUUGUGCAAAUAUCUAACAGUAACAAUAACACCUCAUCCCCUAUUACGAAUACAACUCCAGCCAGUGUUAAGGGCUCCACUUGCAGCGGAGAUUUCUCUGAUGACGAGGACGAGGACUGCGGUUCGCAAGCUGGAACGGGCGGUGGCGGCGGCGGCGGUGGUAAAAUGCGUAACGGUGGCUCGCACAUUCACCUCUGGCAGUUCCUGAAGGAGCUGCUGCAAAGCCCUGGCAUCCACGGUUCCUGUAUACGUUGGCUAGACCGUGGCAAGGGCGUGUUUAAGAUCGAGGACUCGGUCCGCGUGGCCAGACUCUGGGGCAAACGAAAGAAUCGGCCGGCCAUGAACUACGACAAGCUUAGCCGUAGCAUCAGACAGUACUACAAGAAAGGGAUCAUGAAGAAGACGGAACGUAGCCAGAGGCUCGUCUAUCAGUUCUGCCAUCCUUACUGUCUGUAAAUCCCGGUUCCGUUAAGCCUUUGCGCUCACGGACAUCGAACGUGUUACCUCGACGCCUUUCAAAAAUGUUUCAUAUUUAUUCCUGGCGAAAUACGUGACGAAUGGACGAGUUGAGUCUUGAUCUCGUUCGAUCUCACGAUUUAUAAUAUUAUUUAUUGUAAACGCGAUACGUGUCGGGGUAACAUCGAUGAAUAGCGUCGCCUAUCUUUGUCGUAAUUACUCGUCGAUUCUCGUUUAUAAUUAGAAUAUUAUAUUAUAUGAUUAGAAUAUAUACAUCGGCGAUAAAUUUGUCGACAUUGUGGACGAUCGAAUUAUUCUAGUUAUCGAUGGUUUAUCGAACGAGCGCAAAGAGUUUAACACCUUCUCGCCGGUUCGAGAUUCAAGGUCGUCUAGGCUGAAUACCUUGAGGCUGGCGUUCGUUUUCAAAGGGAGUUACGACGAAGGGCUUCCGACUCUUUCUGCGUGCAAUCUUUCCUCACAGGACUCGUCGCGAAGACGAACGAUGGUGUGCGUGCCUGUUUCUCUCGUUGCGUGCGUGUCUGUUCGGUGUGGUUGAUCUUUUGAACAAAAAAAUGAGAAGAUAAAGAAAAAGUAAAACAGUGAAGAAUCAGUACGGAGGUCAAAGAUAAAAAAAUACGAUCCACCGUGUCCGGUGUAUUAUCCUUCCAAGGAUAACGUCGUGCCACGGGUGGGUACCACUAAGUACGCCCGUUUUGGGCGAUCCUGUUUCCUUCCCUCUCCCUCGCCCUAGGUUUUCUUCCCCACUCUGUAGCUCCUUUUUUUCAUUUCUGCCCCGACUUUUCUCGUUGUAACAUAAACGAUUGCCCCUUAAAAAGUAAGUUACUCCUUCGUUUCACGAUCCACAAUUUCCCCGUUCCGAUUAUCGGAGGCGUCGGGACGUAUGCAGAGUCGGUUUUCAAAUCUUUCGACUGGUACGCUUUCUGUAGAAAUAUCAUCUUUCAUUUUCAACUUGUCUUUUAAAUUCUUUUUCUUCCGAUAUCAAAUUUUAAAUAACGUAUAACUUCAUAAUAAUAUCAAGGUAAUCGAUGAUCGCGUGUUAACGUAUCGAUACCACUUAACCACCAACGGUAUAUUAUGGCUCGUACUAACACUAACGUUUUACUAACGUAACGAUAACGAUAUACAUAGUACGAUAAUGCUGCUAGUAUUAUUACUAUAUUCCCAUGAUAUCGGUAAUACUACUGCAAUGUUAUGAGCGAUGUACUAACCAUAAUGUUAAUGUUAUAACGUACUGAUGGUGGUAUUAAAUCGGUAUUAUAUACCGUUGUAUUAUCAUUAGCACGUUAUCGAUGCACUUAAACGCGACGUUACGUUAACCCGCGAUAUUUCUACGACUAUUAAAGCGGCGAUCGAAAGACGAGAUGAUCGACGCGUCCGAGAUCUCGUUCGGAGGUACGUCCUACGAGGUUCGAACGUGCAACGUCGUGAUGCCGACAUUAUUGUUGUUCGAGGAUGGAAGAACAACAAGGAAGAAGCGAGUCAGUGGAGAUUUCGUUGGAGAAAAGGGAAGAAACUCCUCUUUCCUCUCUGUUCUCACGAUUGCUUACCAGCGCCGGUCGCCAAAGCCUCGAGCUGUAUCCAAUCCACGGAUCCACGAUCUAUGGACGAUCCAGCGCGCGGAACUAUUCGCUCAUGCUGGAUCCGUCCCGCCAUUUUAAUUUUUCUUUUUCAUAAGAAAUCGGAGUAAAUAGAAAGAAAAGGGAAUUAUUGAAUCCUUUGAUAGUGUUGAGAUUAUCUAUGCUUGGUGCUAUGAAUUGAAUAUUUUUUUAUCAAACAUCUUUACAACAUUUAUAUUUCACAAGGCAAUGCUAGUUUAUAAAACAUGAACUUUUUCGCUUGUAUAAAAAAAAUUAACUAUUUUUGAUGCGAAAUAUUUUACAAAUUGUAGUAUAUGUAUAGAUAGAAAGAUAUUUUUGAUACUAUAGACGUAUACAAGAAGAACAUAUUUUUCUAAACAUAUUUUCCGAAUUUUUACAUACUCGAAAGUGCCUUCUUCGAUGUUCUUAAAGAUAAAGAAAGGAAGAAAGUCCCGGCAAUCUGACACGCGUCCUUUUGAGGUACGUGCAGCAUCGCGCGUCGAGCGGUGCGGAAAAUUUUACUCGCGCGGCGUGAAACGAUCGACGCACGAUCGAUUCGUCCUACGAUGUGCGAUCUCGUCUUUCCUAUCUCGAAGAGAAGGCAUAGAGUUUCUUCGAACGACGGAAUGAGAAAUAGGAAUAAAGUGAGGAAAAAGGAAAAACAAAGAAACGGUAGAAAAAUGGCGGUCGUGAAUAGCUCGAAGCUGAUACGUUUGCGCGGCUGGUUCUGGUGAUUUUGGUCCCAUAUAUCUAUGAUAUAUUAAACAUUGUAUGUUCCAUGAACGAUCUAGCGUGUAAGUUUCACUUUAGGCGUAUAGAUAUCAUAGCGGCUCACGUGAGCCGUCUGUUAAGUUACUCGAAGAGAUUCCCUUCUAUAUCUCCUCUCCUCCAUUUCCUCUUUUUCUAACCUUUAUCUAAAUAGCGUUUAAUUCCGUUAAUCGUCGUGCUAACUUAUCAUUAAUUAAUCGUACUUCUUAUUAAGAUUUAUUUAAACCUGCUCUGAAUACUUAAAAUAGAAUUCCUGACAAUCAUGAAGCUUAAUCGCAUUCAUUCUAUAUGUCGUCUCUAUUCUUAUUCGUUUAUUUUUGUUUUUCUUUCAUUCAAUAUCGGCUUAAAUAUCGAACGAUGAUUUAUUCGAGAAUUUUAGGGCUACACAGGUCAAAUAUAAGGAUCCUCUGGAAUUUAGAUCAGCGCGAAGUAUCGAGCUUCUUCUUCUAUUCGAAGCUUCCGAGUGUAAGUCAUCGGGAUGCAAUUGCUAUUACAAUUUCUCACGCUUCAGGUCCUAAAGUCUGGAAUAGAAACAAUGUUUUCGUUCGAUAUUUAAGAAAAAGCCUUAGAGAUCGAAGAUCGAGUGAACAGUUGGAAUUCGUCUCUGUGUAAUGUUUAUUUAAUGCGACUUUAUUCUAUGAUUAUUUAAGAACUCAUCCAAACGAACCCAUUGAUAGGUUCUACUAACAUCGCAAUUGUUUCGCUCACCGAUAUCGGUUGUAUAUAAUACUUGACGUAUAAUCAUUUUGUAUGUUCGUUUUAUUUUAUUAUUAUUUUUAUUAUUAUUAUUAUUAUUAUUAUAUUAUAUAUUUUUUAAUAAUUAUUUAUUUAACUGAGUUCGUUCGUAAUCGUAUUAAUAUAUUUUAUAUAUGUACGUUACAUUGUUAGAAAGUUGUUCUCUACGUAAGAUGUCGAGGUCGUCGUGGCGUGGCAUGCCAUGGAACUGGUUUCAAUUUCGCGUUUCGGCUCUGUCUCCGCGGACCAUGUUAAAUUGAACGAUAAAGAAGAACGAGUCACUCGGGGAAGAUUUUAUUAUUUAAAACAAUGAAAUUGAUACGACGACACGCGAUCGAAGGACGACCUGUAACUUUCGCCCCGUCCUGGAUGUGCAACUACCGCGCCAAAUAUAUCGGAAUCUCGAAAUAGGUUUUUAAGCCAAAGAACAUGACGACGAGCUCGAUUAUGUUCUCGAAACUAGAGACAGAGGAAGAUAUGUUCGUUCUUAAUUCCGCGCGUUUGUGAUUCGCAAAUUUUAAUGAAUUAAAAUUCUGAUAAAAAGUUAAUUCCGUAGACUAUAUACGCGUAUAUUAUCAUCGAGAACAUGAAGUCGUGAACGUUAUAAACGUUCAUGGAAUCCUGUUGAAUUUUAACCGGUGCAUCGGUCGAAUUUCAAGAUUACAAACGUACGAGUAUUUAAGCCUGUAAUAUUUCUGUUGCCAACACGAAUACUCACUGCUAUUACCCAUGAUUCAAUCACGUAUUCCAAAAUUCCAGUUUCAAAUAAAAAUGCAAAACGAAAACAACCUGUUAGUUCUUUUAUUCUAGAAAUUGUUCUGAAUAUCAGAGACUGCAUCACCCGUGCAAUAUCAAAUUAAUUUCGAUAUUAAAUACAAUAACCUCUGAUAGACGAAUAGAAUUACCCUGAAGGGUACCUGUGAACUUGCUCUUAAUGCCAAACGCUGCAGAUUAUCCAUCGACAUGAAACGUUACACAUUCGGUUUUAAGGAUAUUGUAAUUUAUAAGUAGCCAAUAUAAAACGGAAUAAACGAGUAACGUUUUGAUCAUUUCAAUCUGAAUAUUUAAGUAAAAACGUUUCGGGACGAAACAAUUAUUAAAGCAAAAGCUUAAACGAGAUCAUUUACAAAAACUACCAGGCAACGUUUCUUUUCUUUUGACGAGCUUUGUCCAGAUUGAGAUGUAAAUUCGGUCACGUUUCUGCGUUGUAAGCCUGCCUCAUGAUCCUCGUAAUAUCGCGAACGGGAAGAAAACGAAAUCGAAUUGUUUCUUUGGUCGUCACUCGAGCGAGCACUUGUACGCUCGGCAAUCGUCAUGAAGUUGCUGUUAUUAGAAUCUUAAGUCGACGAUACGACAUACGUCGCAACCAUCUUUUAUCAGGAUUACUUUUAAAAAUAACCUGAUCCUUCUCCAAUGAAAAAAAGACUGCCGUCGUCGUACAUUCGAACGCAUUGAAAAGGUCGCUCAUAAUCGUAAACCACGACGGAUUAUCAGUUUCCAGUUCGGCAAUGUACGUGAUUUCGAUCGGGCAUCUCUCAGAUUUAUCUCCACCCUCUUUUAGCGGCGAGAUCGGUGCACAAGCAGCAACAUGCAGACUAUUCACUUAAGAAACGAUUCGUUUGUGACCAAUGAAAGAUAGUCAGCGUUGCGGUUUCUCUGCAGGUUUUCAAGGAUUUCUGUAGAGAGAUGCUUUGGUCCUUGUAAAUGAAAGAUUUAUCGAAGUAGCAGUGUAGGUUUUAAAUUGACGUUCGUUAUGAUGUAAAAACGAUAAGGCGGUAUGGAGAUAAUCGUUCAACCUGAAAGAUUUGCAUUCUGUUUCUCCGUUUCUUUCACUUCCCGCUGUUUAAAAAGGAUCGUCAAUCGAACACCAUAUCGUUCCUUCCUUAACGAAAUCCUUUUAUUUGUUGAAAUUCGAUUGAGUUUUUAGCAUUCUUUGGAAGAUUUCUUGUUUUUGUCAUGACAAAAGUUGCAAGAUUUUAUACAGAGAAAGAUUUGUAUGGAUGAUAGCCUUUAAAUAUUCUUCCAGGUUAAUUUACGAAUGGACAAGAUCAUUAUCCUACAUUUUCCACAAAAUCAUCAUCUACUCCAAGUUACAAUAACAAUUAAGAAACAACUUCUAGUAAUUAACCACAUGUAGCCGAGCGACAGUGUCCAAGAUUUCUAAGCAGCUUUCAGUCUGAUAGUUCCUAAACAUUCUACGUAGCACGUCGAUUCUCUCGUGAUGGCCGCAAAUCGUUCGUUUUCAACCCGAGACUUUACAGAAAUCGUGCACCGGUUUACUAACGCGGCCGUUCCUUCGGGGAUUUUACGAUAAUCCAUUGUGUGGCAGGCUUCGUGGCGUUUCGUAGCUUUAGUGGUAGCCGGUACUUCCGUCAGCAGUAAGGUAUACGAGUUUCAAAGUACACGCUGUAUUUUGUGAUUCCAACACGAUUAUAUAUACGAGCGACUAUUCAAAGAGAAUAGCAUUUCUACUUAAGAAUCGUGAUUAAUUCUCGAUCCUUCUCGAUGACUUUAGGAAUUACAGUGGGAAAACGCGAUGGUGAAAUGAAUGAAUGACGAAUAAAUAUCGGUUUAUUUAGGCGGAUUUAUGGACGAUUGUGAUCUUGAAAAAAUGCCGAAGGACAUUUUUCUUUGAAAUUCUUUCGCGAGAUAAAAGUUUGGACGAAACAUCUUGUGAAAAACAAACUGAGUUACUUUCAGUCGAUAAUUUUACGAAAUUUUUAAGAAUGAUGUUUAUAGGAAUAGUUUAUCAGACAAUAUAAAUUCAAAAUAAAAGUACACAGUACCUCGUUCCACGUUUCAUUAGAAUAUAGAAGAUGGAAUUGCAAUGGCAGAGAAGACGAAACCAAGCGUAAUAGAAAAAUCGUGAGCGUCAUAAUGGCUCCGUUAUUACGUUACAAAUGAUCUAUUGUCACCGGCGAGGGGGCAGUGUAAAAAAAUAUCGUUGAAUUAUUCCCAGAGAUUAGAUUAAAGAAUCCAGGUAGUCGUUUGUGGUUGGGAGGAGAGCAGCUUGCUUUUCAGUUGCAGCUGCACAACGAGAUUUCGUCGUUGCCGUGACUAACAGUUGAAACCAAUACGAACGAAGAGAACAAUGUCGAUAAUGCAACUGCCAGAGCACAGUUGUACGCCAACUAUCCGGGGCGUGGCAAUUAGAUAAGUCUUGCUGCUAUAAAAUCGAUUCUGGAACUGAUAAUUAUAAUUGGACGGUGUAAGCAGUAGACAAGUACAAUAACGAAUGUGCAAUGUGAAAACAUUCCAUGAAUCGAAGGUUGAAAGUUCUCGGAAGACAACUUUUUCGGAUACUUCCUCGUCUUUUCUCUUGUAAAGAGACUACGAUGUUCUUAAGAAUUUUUAAAAUAGCAAAAAACGUUUGUAUUUCGAAUGAAAGUAAGGUAUACAAUAUUUGAAAACUUGGCGAAAAUUGGCAAAUUAACCUCUACUAAGAAAAAAAAGAAGUGAAAGUAAUUAAAUGUUCUAUAUAAACAAAUUAUAAGACCAGAAAUGAUCUCGACUCAAUUUUACAUGAAUUAAACUGAUUGUACUUAAAGCAGCAUCACACCCGAAACUAUGUAAAGAGAAUAAAAAAGAAAAGGGGAAGAAAGGCGUGCUUCCAUUUUUUUGAACGACCGUGAGUCGAAUCGUCGAGUCUAGUUGUUAUAAAUUUGGACGUAAUCACGAAACGGCGCGGCGUGCGAGCAUAUUAUAUAUCAAUGGCGGUGAGACUCGUUCAUUCGAUAUGUUACUUAGCGUUAACGAGUUUAUUUAAUUAGGAUUAAGAGUUGUUUUAUCGUUACUUAAAACGAUCGGUCUUGUUGUAAGGCAUUUUGUUACGAGUUAAAUAUUUAUACCAUCGUCGAUCAUCCUGCCCUAUCAUUGCCCCCAUUAAAUAAGAUUAAACUAAAAAUACCGCGCGCAGUGAUUAACAACGAUCAACAUCAAUAUCAACGAUACCUAAUUGCAUAGAAAUCCACAAACACACGCAUGUAUGUAUGUAUAUGUAUACAUUAUAUUUUCUAUUGUAUGCCGAUGUUCUUGCUGUCAGGAUUUGAAAGCGAGAUACUAACACGAAGCAAAGAUAAGAAGAAAAAAAAUAAAAAAAAACGAUUGCAAAACCUCCCAGAAAA